AUGUUUCCUUUUCUGCUUACAACUCUGUUACUUAGCUUUUCAAGAGCUCUGGGCUUUGAUGCCAAUUCGAAAGCAAAUAUCGCAGUAUACUGGGGUCAAUCCUCGGCCGGCUCUCAAGAGUCGUUGGCCUCGUAUUGUCAUUCUCCUGAUAUUGACGUUGUUUUACUGUCUUUCAUGCAUUCAUUUCCACAGAACGUGAGUCUCGACUUUACGUCAGCUUGCUCGCAGUCAUUUUCUAGCGGCCUUUUGCAUUGUGAGCAGAUUGGUGAUGAUAUUAAGACUUGUCAAACUUUGGGCAAAAAAGUGAUGCUGUCACUAGGCGGGUCUGCGGGCUCGUAUGGAUUCGAAAGUGACUCCGAAGCAGUUGAUUUUGCCACUGAUUUAUGGAAUACCUUUGGAAAUGGACAUAGUUCGGAACGACCCUUCAAUGAUGCUGUCAUCGAUGGAUUCGACUUUGACAUCGAAAAUCAAAAACCUGGCGGCUACGUAGCACUGGCCAAAUCUCUUCGAGGGCACUUUGCCUCUGAAGACAAGAAGUACUAUCUAUCAGCGUCGCCACAAUGCUUUUACCCGGAUGCAUCUGUUGGUGAGCUUCUCGAAAAUGUAGAUAUGGAUUUCAUCUUUAUUCAAUUCUACAAUAAUGCUUGUAACGUGGAUUCUCAAUUCAACUGGAACACUUGGAGCAAUUUUGUUACCACAACGCCAAACAGAAAUGCUAAACUCUAUUUGGGCUUGCCAGGGUCCUCGUCCGCCGCGGCGUCUGGCUAUAUUUCUGACCCGGCCAAAAUUCAAUCUGUGAUUGAGUCAAUAGGCCAGGGGGAAAACUUUGGUGGUAUCAUGUUAUGGGACGCAUCCCAGAGCUUUACUAACAAGGUUGGGGGCAAGAGCUACGUAUCUCAAAUGAAAAACAUUGUGGGGACAAACACAGCGGGCAUCAAUUUUGAGCAUGAGGCGAACGACUCUGGAUCAUCCCUAAGCUCUCAGGCUACAACGAGUUCGAGCUCUAGCGUACUUUUCAGAACCUCGCUGUCAAGCACUUCUACGUCAGGUGGAUCCGUCACAGGAAGCUCACUGCUUGCUAUGGUUACUCUCAAAAAUGUAGCGUUAGGUUUGCUAUCAGCUGUAGUCAGAGAGGGAGGUUGA
Molecule: messenger RNA, 1143 nt
Organism: Lachancea dasiensis
Lineage: Eukaryota; Fungi; Ascomycota; Saccharomycetes; Saccharomycetales; Saccharomycetaceae
Source: the annotation of a GenBank genome assembly